Molecule: messenger RNA, 3129 nt
Organism: Carya illinoinensis
Lineage: Eukaryota; Viridiplantae; Streptophyta; Magnoliopsida; Fagales; Juglandaceae
Product: G-type lectin S-receptor-like serine/threonine-protein kinase SD3-1
Exons: 2
Coding region: 621-2897 (758 amino acids)
Biological process (GO): protein phosphorylation; recognition of pollen
Molecular function (GO): protein serine/threonine kinase activity; ATP binding
Source: RefSeq, a predicted model, not a curated record
AUUUUUUUUUAAAAAAUUAAAAAGAACAAGCAAAGAGCGUUUCAAGAAUCAAAAAACCCUUUAUUUUUUGUGCUACCCAGUCACCCAAGAAUUGCUUGCUUUCACACAGUGCCCCCUUACGUUCCGUACUGUAACUCCAACCUCUCCGGUGACUCUUCUCCUCUGUCUAUCACAGCUAGUAUGCCUGCAAUAUCACUGAAAAGGGCCGUACCCUUUUGAGCCUUGAAAGUGAUUGCAUUGCCUGAAUGUGCAUCCCAUUGGCCUAGUUUUUGGGUCCCAUGUGUACAUCAAAGUUCUUCGGCUUCAAUCCCAGACCCAUUAUUUUCAAUCCCAUCCCCACUUUUCUUUAACACGGGAAAGAGAAAAAAAAAAAUACACUCUUUUCCUUCUUCCUUCCUUUGCAGGCUACAGCCCAAUUUUUACUCUACGUAACCCCAGUCCUCACUUGACUAGGUUAUAUGCUAUUCAAAUCAUCCCUCAUUGGUUUCGCAUGUCAAAUAUAAUGCUAUGGGCCCAAAGGUGAGAGCUUUGGAUAGUUUUGCGAGAGUCAUGGUGGUGGCAUUUCCAGGCGGCCCUCUUGAAUUUCUGGGACCUUGACUAUUCUUUCAGCAUAUUCAGAUAUGCUUAAACGGGACAUGUAUCCACUUGAAUCGCCUUUCCUGCUAUAUUUCUCGGUUGGACUUUUGCUACUUACUGUUGCGGUUGGGCAAAUUCCCUUGGGUUCAAACCUUUCUGUAGCUGAGAAUAACUUUUGGGUCUCAUCCAAUGGUGAUUUUGCGCUUAGAUUCUUUAACCUUUCGGAUCAACCUAAUCAAUACAGCAUAGGGAUCUGUUUCAAUUCGGAUUCUAUUCCGGUUGCAGAAAGGAAGGUUGUUUGGGUUGCUGGCGUUGAUGUCACAGUCGGUAACAAGUCUUAUUUUCAGCUUAGCCAGAAUGGAGAAUUGGUUUUGUUUGAUUCAGUUAAGGGAAUGGCUGUUUGGACCAGCCAAACAAGCAUGUUAUCAGUUGUUUCAGCUGUUCUUCGUGAUGAUGGAAAUCUUGUUCUGUUGAACAGCGAGAAAGAUGUCCGCUGGCAAAGUUUCGAUACUCCAUCCGACACUCUUCUUCCAGGACAGACGUUAUCUGUUUUUCAAACACUUCGAGCUGCAAGCAGAAAUUCCACGUCUAGUUACUUCAGUCUUUAUGUAAAUGCUUCUGGCCAGCUACAAUUAAGGUGGGAAAGUCAUGUUAUCUACUGGACAGGUGGAAGCCCCAUUAGUUCAAAUGUCACUGCUUCCCUGACCUCUAGAGGAGCGCUGCAACUCCGUGACCAUAGACUGAAACUUGUUUGGUCCGUGUUUGGACAAGAUCACAAUGACUCUGUAAAAUACCGGUUUCUUCGGUUGGAUGUUGAUGGUAAUCUCCGGUUAUACUCAUGGGCAGAAGCAUCACAUGCUUGGAGGUCGGUCUGGCAAGCUGUUGAGAACCAGUGCAAUGUAUUUGCAACAUGUGGACAGCGUGGUAUCUGUGUCCUCACUUCAACGGGCUCCUCUGACUGUAAAUGUCCGUUUAAAGUUACAACAGACGCUAACUCAAAAUGUUUAGUUACAUAUCAGCAGUGCCAAUCAAAUUCCAAUAUGAUCGUGUAUAAGCACACCAAUCUAUAUGGGAUAUACCCACCAGAAGAUUCAGUUAUCCUAACUAGUUUACAGCAGUGUGAAAACUUGUGCGUAAAUGAUCCACAUUGUACGGUUGCAACAUUCACAAAUGAUGGAUCAGGAGAAUGCCGACUGAAGAGAACUCAGUAUGUCACUGGUUAUUCGGACCCCUCUGUUCGCUCAAUAUCUUUUGUCAAGAGAUGUUCAGAUCCUUUAGCUGUUAAUCCCAAUCUCAACGUAGUUUCCCCUGCUCAUUCUCCACCCAUACAGGCUUAUAAGCAUUGCAUCCCUUGUCUAAUUGGAGUGUCCUCAGGCACCUUGGCUGUGUUUUUUGUAUUUCAGUUGGUAUUUGGUUUCUUCGUCUACAAAAGAAGAACUGCAAUUUGGAAGAGAGUAUUAUUAGCUUACACAGGCCAUAACUCAAAGGGGUUAAUUGUGUUAUCCUUCUCUGAACUCAAGGACCUUACAGGGAAUUUCAAGUGCCAAAUAGGACCGAAGAUGUUCAAAGGCAUGCUACCGAACAACCAACCCGUUGCAAUCAAAGACCUGAAAGGUAACAUAGAAGAAAGAAAGUUCCGUAGUGUAGUAUCAAAAAUCGGAAAUAUUCACCACAAAAAUCUUGUGAAGUUGGAGGGCUAUUGUUGUGAAUCAAGUCACAGACUUUUGGUUUAUGAAUAUGUAAAGAAUGGUUCUGUGGAGAGAUACAUUGAAGAUUCUAAAUUGAGCAAGAGGCUGGAUUGGAGAAAGAGGAUUGACAUAUGCGUAAGUGUGGCAAGGGCUGUUUGUUAUUUGCACGCAGGGUGUAGGGAGUUUGUAAGCCAUGGGAAUUUGAAGUGUGAAAACGUUGUCUUAGAUGAAAAUCUAGAGGCUAAGGUGACUGAAUUUGGUCUUUGGAGAGUAAAUGGUGGGGAAUCAGACCAUGAAUUUUCUGCAGAAAAGGAUGUGAAGGAUUUUGGUGAGAUGGUUUUGAGAUUGGUCAGUGGGUGUCGAGAAGUUGGGAACCUUGGUGAGUGGGCCUAUAAGGAAUGGAUGGAGGGACGGGCAGGGACUGUAGUAGAUAAAGCUAUUGAUGGUGGGGCAAAUUUGGAGGAGCUGGAGCGUGCAUUGAGAGUUGCAUUUUGGUGUCUUCAAAGCAAUGAAUUUAUGAGACCUUCUAUGGGAGAGGUGGUUAAGGUAUUAGAAGGCACAUUGACAGUUGAUCCCCCACCACCUCCUUUUAUCCGGAGGUCAGUUGAAGUAGAAGAAGAAUCAUCAGAGUAAUGCUUGGAAUAAAAAGAAUCAGUUGACUUUUGUGGAUUAUUUGUUGUGUUCUUUUUUUCCUUUCAUUUACCAUGUAUAGUAGGACUAACAAUGCAGGAUGAUGACAAUCUGUUUGAGACAGGCAUGCCUAGUCCCCCCACCCCCUCCCCUUCUUCCCAACUGAUGUAGGCUUUAAGAUACUGUGAAGAAAAGAAUGUACUUAAUGAGAUCUUUGAGCACCCUUUCAUGACUU